Messenger RNA from Zootermopsis nevadensis, 2103 nucleotides. RefSeq names its product tetratricopeptide repeat protein 8 (gene BBS8). Gene Ontology annotation, biological process: non-motile cilium assembly. Gene Ontology annotation, molecular function: protein binding. Gene Ontology annotation, cellular component: BBSome; non-motile cilium; ciliary basal body. The record is from RefSeq and is a predicted model, not a curated record. Lineage: Eukaryota; Metazoa; Arthropoda; Insecta; Blattodea; Termopsidae.
UAGAUGUCACUGUAAGUGGAAAAACGAAGUUUGCUGUGCGGUAGGCUUUUUGGUAUGCGAUGAAUACUAAAUGUAAACAGAAAUUUUUGUAGACGGUACAUUUUCGAGGUAAUUGCGCUUUAAAUUAGAGCGUAGAAGAUUUCAGUAUGGAUCCAUUUUAUACAGCUCUAAGUUUUUAUCGUCGACAAAAAUACGAGGAUUGUGCUUCAGUGUGUACUGAGUUAUUGGAAAAGAAUCCCUAUGAUCAGGCAAUUUGGACUCUCAAGAUGAAAGCUCUCACCCAGCAAGUAUAUGUGGAUGACAUUGAGGCAGAAGAAGAAGGGAUUGCAGAGGCACUGAUGGACAAUGACAUUGUUGCACAAGUUGCAAGGCCAGGCACCUCGCUUCGUACACCAGGUACUGCACAAGGAGGGCUGGUUCAGGGACUCAGGCCUCGGACGCAGAGCGGGCGUCCUCUUAGUGGAGUUGUUCGCCCGGCUACGCAGUCUGCUCGCCCUGGAACGAUGGAACAGGCGUUACGUACUCCUAGGACGGCCAGGACGGCCCGCCCCAUUACAUCCCAGUCUGCCCGUAGCGUGCGACUUGGAACAGCGUCAAUGUUGACAGAGCCUGACGGUCCAUUCAUACAACUCUCGCGGCUUAAUCUAGGGAAAUAUGCAGCUCAAGGGAACAUUGCCAAACCACUCUUUGAGUACAUCUUCUAUCAUGAAAAUGAUAUUAGGCAUGCAAUGGAAUUAGCUGUACAGGCCACACAAGCUUGUAAUUUCAAGGACUGGUGGUGGAAAGUGCAACUUGGCAAAUGCUACUUCACUCUGGGCUUAAUCCGUGACGCAGAGCAACAGUUUCGUUCGGCACUAAAGCAGCACCAGGCGGUGGAGAUAUUCCUUCGCUUGGCUCGUGUUUAUAUCCGCCUGGACCAGCCGCUUUCGGCUUUGGACGCGUGUAAGACGGGGCUGGAAUACUUCCAAGGGGAGGUGACGCUGACAACGGAGAUGGCGAGGCUGUUCGAGGGACUUAACAACAUCCCGACUUCCAUUAAGUACUACCGAGAUAUCCUGAAGGAGGACUCGACGCAUGUGGAAGCCAUUGCGUGUAUAGGAAUGCAACACUUUUAUACAGACCAGCCCGAGAUUUCACUUAGAUUUUACAGGAGACUGCUACAGAUGGGAAUCUACAAUGCAGAGCUCUUUAACAAUCUGGGGCUGUGCUGCUUCUAUGCGCAACAGUACGACAUGACAGUGACAUGUUUUGAGCAGGCCCUCAGUCUUGCCGCUGAUGAGGCAGUUGCUGAUGUGUGGUACAACGUUGCACAUGUGGCCAUUGGUGUUGGCGACUGCAAUUUGGCAAUGCAGUGCUUGAGGUUGUCUCUGUCAGCAGACAGUAACCACGCUCCAGCUUACAAUAAUCUUGGCGUUCUGGAGAUGAGGCUUGGGCACUGUGAGCAAGCACGUGCGUUCUUCCAAGCAGCUGGAAGCCUUGCCCCUUACCUGUUUGAACCGCAUUACAAUUUUGCAAAACUGGCGGAAAAGAUGGGCAAUCUGCAAACCAGUUACAUUGUGAUUCAGAAAGCUCUGCAGGCUUAUCCAAGCCAUGUCAGUUCUAAGGAACUACUGGAAAGGCUACGGAAGCACUUUGAAUUUAUAUAAAUGAAGUUUUGCUGGAUUCGAUGUGCAAAGUCUACUGACUGGAAAGGCUGCUGCUAGGAGCAGGUCAAUCGACCGUUCAUAUGUAAAUUUGCAUGAAGAUCACGAUGCACCAUACCCUGACUGUUGUAUGAAGUGGGGUACACUUGCACUCAGUUGUUCCUGUGCAAUCACUGUAUUGUCCAGGGUUAGCAUUCCAUACAUAAAAUAUGAGGAGAGGUCAGGGAGAAAAUUUACAAGGCGUCCGUCUUGAAGUGAUUCGGUGAAUGUUUUUUUUGUAAUUAAUACAAUGUUAAUUUGUCGGUGGAUUAGUGGUUAGGUUCUCGCCACUGGAACCAAGGUUCGCGGGUUCAAUCCCAGCCGAGGUCGAUGGAUUUUUAAGGGUGAUAAAAGUCCGUAGCACAACUUCCUUCGGAGGGGAAGUAAAGCCGGCGGUCCCAUGUCGUAGAUUUACGUCACG